Thermothielavioides terrestris NRRL 8126 is the source of this 1041-nucleotide messenger RNA. RefSeq lists its product as uncharacterized. The coding region runs from base 9 to 923 and encodes 304 amino acids. NCBI's taxonomy places the organism in Eukaryota, Fungi, Ascomycota, Sordariomycetes, Sordariales, Chaetomiaceae. Gene Ontology annotation, cellular component: MIS12/MIND type complex. The record is from RefSeq and is a predicted model, not a curated record. The transcript is spliced from 3 exons. Gene Ontology annotation, biological process: chromosome segregation.
UGAAAACAAUGUCAUCCGAGCAGGAUCCCCCGCCCGCCGCGCACCAGCAGCGCCCAGCGCAACGGCAAUCGCAGCCGCAACCGCGAACCCAAGACCAAGACCACGACACCGACAUGCCCCCUGCCCCGCCAGCGCAACAACAACCGCCUCCUCCAUCCGCAACAGCGUCCAGCCAACCCUCCAACCUCAACCCAAAUCCCGAACCAUCCCCCGACCCUUCUCAAGAACAACAACAACAAGAAGACUCGAAACAGCCGCCGCCGCCGCCGCCGCCGCCCGGCCCGCGCGCCGCCCGCCUGCAGGCCCUCUUCGCCUCGACGGUCCGGCACACGCUCGACAAGAUCAGCCGCGACAACUUCGCGGCGUGCUUCCCGACCGUGGCGGCGCGGGCGCCGGGCACACUGGAGUUUGUGCAGCGGCAGAUGGUGGAGCGGCUGGGGGGGUUGUGGCAGAAAGAGUUCGACACGAUCCUCGCCAACCGGCAGGUGGUGGCGCGGCUGAACGAGCUGGAGACGCUGAUCGGCGAGGCUACGCGGCGGCGGCUGGAGGCCGGCGACGGCGCAUCGCCGCCUGUUGCCCCGCACACGCUCCCGGCAGAGACGGUCCUGGCGGCGCACCUCGCGCCGCACGUGGUCGCGCAGCAGUCGCAGCUCAACGCGCGGCUGCAGAACACGCAGGCGGCCAACGCGCGGCUGUGGGCCGAGAUCCAGGCGCAGCGCGCCGAGAUGGAGGCGCUGCUGGCCGGCGUCGAGAAGGUGCUCCGCGACAUGGACGGGGCGAACGCGCUGCUGGACGAGGUCGUCGACGAGCUGGCCGAGGAGACGAGGGCCGCCGAGGGGGAGGUGCGGGCCGUUGGUGUCCGUGCCGGUGCCGGUGCCGGUGCUGCGGGGUCCGAGGCUGCUGCUGGUGCUGGGACGAGGUGACAUGUCGUGUGAGGAAACAUUCAUCAUACCUUGGGUAUGGCCGAUGAGCUAGCUGGGUUGGUUUGGGGGUGAAAAUGAGCAUGGGCUGCGGCGUCGGUUGGAUAUCCAGGCAUUGACG